UGACAGCGGUGCCACUAAAGGAUACAAACGGAAGGUUAACCAAGCUGACAGCAAGUAAUCUGACAGCGGAGAGAGGAAUUCUUUGCUUUGUCGCCGCCGAUUGCUAUCGUUUGUGUUAUGAGAAGAGGACGCUGGCUGCUUUAGGACUGUGAUUGAGCACCAUGACUGCAGCCCCUCCACUCAGACGGACAGAUUCCGCUCGGGGGGAGUUUUCCCCUCUGAAGCACUUUGUUGUAGCCAAAAAGAAGAUAAGUGAUGUGUUUGAACAGCUACUGAAUUAUGUGAAAGAGACUUCAGAGUUUGUUGAAGAAACCUGCGGGAAUAAAGCUUUGGAGAACAUUGCCAGUCAGGAUCAAAAGUUGGAGAUUCAGGCGUAUGCCGGCAAACUUGCUGUCAUUAAGGAGGUGCUGGCCCGCAGACACAUGAAAGUGGCCUUUUUUGGCAGGACCAGUAAUGGUAAAAGCACAGUGAUCAACGCCAUGCUGAGGGACCGCGUGCUGCCCAGCGGUAUUGGCCACACCACUAACUGCUUCCUGAGUGUGGAGGGCACAGAUGAAGACAAGGCCUACCUAAAGACAGAGGGCUCUGAUGAGGAGAAGAGCAUCAAGACUGUAAACCAGCUGGCUCAUGCACUCCACAUGGACGAGAGUCUGGACGCCGGCUGUCUCGUACGCGUCUUCUGGCCGAAAACCAAGUGUGCGCUGCUUCGAGACGACCUGGUGCUUGUAGACAGCCCAGGGACAGACGUCACAUCAAAACUGGACAGCUGGAUUGACAAGUUUUGCCUGGAUGCUGAUGUCUUCGUGCUGGUUGCCAACUCUGAAUCCACUCUCAUGAACACGGAAAAGCACUUUUUUCACAAAGUGAACGAACGCCUGUCAAAGCCAAACAUCUUCAUCCUCAACAACCGCUGGGACGCCUCAGCAAACGAACCAGAAUACAUGGAGGACGUGAGGAAGCAGCACACAGACCGUUGUGUCAACUUCCUGGUAGAGGAGUUGAAGGUUGUGGACCGUGAGCAGGCACCCAACCGCAUUUUCUUUGUCUCUGCCAAAGAGGUGCUCAACUCCCGCAUGCAACGUGCACAGGGCAUGCCCGAAACAGGUGGAGCUCUGGCUGAGGGAUUCCAUGAGAGACUGAAGGAGUUCCAGAGCUUUGAGAGGAGGUUUGAGGAGUGUAUCUCGCAGUCAGCAGUGAAAACAAAGUUUGAGCAGCACACUAUCAGGGCCAAGCAGAUCACAGAAAAAGUCAAGAGCAUCAUGGACGCCAUCAACAUCGAGGCAGCCGAGAAGAGAGUGGCAGCAAUGGAGGACAGAGAGUAUCAGAUGGACCGGUUGGAGUUUGUCAAGAAUCAGCUCAACUUGCUGAUGGACGACAUCAAGAAAAAGAUCAAAGCCAUAAGUGAAGACGUGGAGUCCAAGGUGUCCAGCGCAAUGGGGGAGGAGAUCUGCCGUCUCCACGUAAUUGUUGACGAAUUCCACGCUGACUUCCACCCCUCACCUCAUGUCCUCAAGAUCUACAAGUCUGAGCUGUUUUCUCAUGUUGAGGAGGGGAUGGGGAAGAACCUGGCUUUCCGCUGCUCCGACGCCGUGAACACUUCUGUCCAGUCCUCUCAGAGUUACAUGAUAGAGAGCAUGAUCCCCCUGCUUCCCUCUGCGGUCAAGAGCCAAGUCCACAUGCUGGUACCCAGCAGGAAGUUUGACCUGAGUUACGACCUCAACUGCGCCUCACUCUGCAAUGACUUCCAGGAGAACAUUGAGUUUCAGUUUUCGUUGGGCUGGACAGCGUUAGUCCACCGCUUCCUGGGCUCUGUCAACGCACAGAGAGCACUCAGACUGGUGGACCAGAACUUCCAGGCCUCUCGACCAGCACUGCCCCUGGCCAAUACACCCUCCUCAGGACCCCCCUCCACCAUAUCUCAGCCCAACCACGAGACAGCCCUCAUGACCCAGGAGGACCUGAUGGUAGCGAUGGCAACCAAUGUGGCUUCCCUCACCUCCCGCACUUCAAUGAGUGUUAUCAUCGUUGGAGGAGUGGUUUGGAGAACAGUUGGCUGGAGGCUUAUCGCCAUGUCGGCCUCGCUGUACGGCUUGUUGUACCUGUACGAGAGACUCACCUGGACCACAAAGGCAAAGGAGCGCACUCUGAAGCGCCAGUUUGUGGACUAUGCAACAGAGAAGCUGCAGCUCAUCGUCAGCUUCACCAGUAGUAACUGCAGCCACCAAGUCCAGCAGGAGAUGGCUACGACCUUUGCUCGGCUCUGUCAGCAGGUGGACCAGACGCAGAGAGAGCUGGAGGCAGAAAUCCGCCAUCUGACAGCCAAGAUAGAUCAGCUGGAGACCGUCCAGAGUCGCUCCAAGAGCCUGCGACAUAAGGCCACAGAGCUGGAGAAGCAGUUGGAGGCGUUCACAAACCAGUACCUGCAGCUUCAGCAGUGAAGAUGCUCCCCUUCAUCGCUCCACACUUUGUUUCGUGUUGAGUCAGUCAUUCCUCCGCCCGGCGCCACCUCACUGCGCCCGAUCCUCCUCCUCACCCACACUACACCACAGUUUCUGUGUGGGCAGUGCUGCUGAAAAGAUUAGGAGAUUAAUCGAUUAGUAUGUCACCAGAAAAUAAAUCCAGUGGCUAUUUUGAUAGUCAAUGAAAUGUUAUUCAUGAAACUUCAUGCAAGAAACUUCUACAGCCCCUGAGAUGUGAAGAUUUGAUCCUUUUCAUUUUAUUUGCGAAACUUGAUAUUUAUUUUCUUUUUUUUUGUGUCACACCAAAUAGUCCAUUCGAAGACAGUUUUUUGGUAACUUUUAAUGGCCAUUUUUCUUUUUUCUUUUUUUUUUUUGAGGGGGGGGGGGCUUUUUUUGACUAUCAGUUUAAUCAAAAAGAGGAAAAGAUUUAUCAAUACUGAAAAUAAUCAGUAGUUUCUUUCUUAGUGGACAGAGAAGAGUGGAGGCCCAGACACAACAGUAUUUUCCCCUCCUCCUCAGCCAGCCAGCUGCUUCAGGUGCUUGAGAAAGAGCAGUGAACAAACUGUAAAACGUGAAACUGCCCGAUGAUACAAACUGGGACUCAUGGUGUGCAAGAUGCUCCACAAAGAAACAGUAAAAUCUCGGUCGGCGUGAAGGCAACUUACCGGUCGGGUGCUAUAUUUUGUCACUAACGUGCUUCUAACUGUGAAUAUGCCUUUUUUGACUAACUUUUGUGGAGCAAAUGAAGUUUGUUUGUCUGUAAGAUUGUACAAUGUAUCUGUUCACGCACAUGAUCUACUGUAUUGUAGAAACAAAAAUUAAAUAUAUUUAAUAAUGAAAGAAAACAAUUUGUUUUUCUGAGUUAGAAGGACCUGGUCAAGUAAAUUCACUGAAAGAAAUUGUUGGCGAAGCAUGUCUUUAAAAUGCUGUAGGUUUAUGUUCUAUUUUCUAACAACACAAACUGUAUAGAUAAAAGGCUUUGGAAAUCUUCAUAUAUUUUAUAAUAUCCUAUUUUAUUUAUACCCAUUAGACUUAUAAUGACAAUUACACAAGUCUGCACUUUGUAAAAUUGUCUUUUUUCUUUUUUUUUCUUUUUUCUGAAAGUGUGUUAAAAUUACCCCAGAUUUGCCAUACUGUAUUAAAUCUACCACAAUCUAAAACAGACUUUUUGUACGUUUUAUUUGAAAAACUUUCCUUUCAGUACUGUGUGUCAAAGGUAAAUAGUGUUUGACCACUAUUGGCACUUUGGAGCAAUGCUUGUACAAAUUAUUUUAUUUCUUUUUAUCCAUGUAUCAUUAAUUUCUUUUAAUAUUCAAUCAAGAAUCCAAAAUCAGAAAAUUUAAAAAAAUAAAUUAAUUUUCCUAUUUAUGUAUGAUUUUCCCCAAGGGUUUUUGUGAGAAACACUGAAUGAAAACAUAAUUUUUGUUUUGUUUGUUUACAAGAAAAUUCCCCAGGGCACCUUUUAACUUCUAAAACGUAUGAAAUCCUGCAUGAGAAAAUUGAAAAACAAUGUUCAGUGUC
Molecule: messenger RNA, 3980 nt
Organism: Xiphias gladius (swordfish)
Lineage: Eukaryota; Metazoa; Chordata; Actinopteri; Istiophoriformes; Xiphiidae
Product: mitofusin-1-like
Exons: 18
Coding region: 162-2438 (758 amino acids)
Biological process (GO): mitochondrion localization; mitochondrial fusion
Cellular component (GO): mitochondrial outer membrane
Molecular function (GO): GTPase activity; GTP binding
Source: RefSeq, a predicted model, not a curated record